AUGGAGAGGAGGAGGAAGGCAAUGUGGCUGUACCCGAAGGUGGUCGGCUUCAACCCUCCCGAGAGAUGGGGGCACUCCGCCUGCUUCUUCGAGGGAGUCAUUUACGUCUUCGGGGGAUGCUGCGGCGGCCUGCAUUUCAGCGACGUGCUCACCCUCAACCUGGACACAAUGGCGUGGAGCUCCCUGGCGACCAAGGGGCAGAGGCCCGGGACACGGGACAGCCACGGCGCCGCGCUCAUCGGCCACCGGAUGCUCGUCUUCGGCGGCACCAACGGCAACAAGAAGGUGAACGACCUUCACGUGCUGGACCUACGCACCAAGGAGUGGAGCAGGCCUCCCUGCAAGGGGACCCCGCCCUCGCCAAGGGAGAGCCACACCGUCACCACGGCGGCCGGCGGCGACAAGCUGGUGGUCUUCGGCGGGAGCGGGGAAGGGGAGGGGAACUACCUCAACGACGUGCACGUGCUGGACCUGCCCACCAUGACGUGGACGUCGCCACGGGUCACCGGCGAGGUCGUCCCCGCGCCCAGGGACAGCCACGGCGCCGUCACGGUCGGCAACAGGCUCUUCGUCUACGGAGGGGACUGCGGAGACCGCUACCUCGGCGAGGUGGACGUGCUCGACAUGGACACCAUGGCAUGGUCAAGGUUUUCAGUAAAAGGAGCCUCACCUGGUGUCCGGGCAGGUCAUGCAGCCCUUGGCAUUGGAUCUAAGAUCUAUGUAAUUGGAGGAGUUGGUGAUAAGCAAUACUACAGUGAUGCAUGGAUUCUUGAUGUGGUUGAUCGGUCUUGGACUCAACUUGAGACGUGCGGGCAGCAACCCCAGGGCCGGUUUUCUCAUUCAGCAGUCAUCAUGAAUACUGAUAUUGCAAUCUAUGGAGGAUGCGGUGAAGAUGAACGGCCCCUGAAUGAGCUACUCGUUCUGCAAUUAGGCUCUGGGCAUCCAAAUGGCCGAUACAACAUCUCCAUGUGCAAGAUUUUGAGCAACCACUGGAGUCAGGAGAAGCGCAAGCUGUUGAGAGCACAACACCACAAGGAUGCAAGCCCAAGCAACCGGGAACUCGGUCAUAAACCUGGAGAAGCAGAAAUUGAGCAAAUUAGAAACCCUUUCCUCCGUGGUCUAGAAAAUGGGCAUGUGAAAAGAAGAAAAACUGGAGAUGCUGGUCCAAAUGAGAUGGAGUUGGAGCAGGAGGAGCACUCACUAUCGCUGUCCCAGCAUUCGUCCCCUUCCCAGUCCGAAAAAGAUCAGGAGCAGAAUGGAGCUCAGAUGAUUUCAGGCGGGUUAAUCUCAUCAGCAAUGCAACCGUUGGUUCGUCUUAACGCCAACGGUUCUCGAAGGACUAGCGGAGGCAUCAAGACUGACCAGUUUGUCCGCGGCAUUGCACCGCAGCAACGACACGAAAUGCAGUUCCUAACAGCUGAAGCUAAGCAGCAGCACAGGCCAUCCGGCCCACCUCUUAUUGGAGCUGAGGUUCAUGGGACGGUUGAUGGAGCUUUCGACUCGGGGUAUCUGGUCACAGCCGUCGUCAGUGGGCAGCUUUUCAGAGGCGUUCUGUUCGCUCCUGGACCCGGAGUAACAGCGCCAAGACCUGUAAUGCAGCAUCAGAUUCUCAAUAGCUCGGCGAUUCCUCCCCAGCACCAGCACGCCUUCCCGGUUCACGCCCGACCGCUGCCGCAGGCCACAGGCUUUGUACGGCCUGACUACAGUCACCAUGCUCGGCGUGGGUUCCCGGCCAGACUUGUCAAGUCCGAGCCGGAGAGGAGCGGCAGUGACCUUCACCAUGUUGUGCUCACGCUCGGAGGCCCAGGAGGGGGCAACUGA
Messenger RNA from Triticum turgidum subsp. durum (durum wheat), 1821 nucleotides. NCBI's taxonomy places the organism in Eukaryota, Viridiplantae, Streptophyta, Magnoliopsida, Poales, Poaceae. The record is from the annotation of a GenBank genome assembly.